Miscanthus lutarioriparius is the source of this 1068-nucleotide messenger RNA. NCBI's taxonomy places the organism in Eukaryota, Viridiplantae, Streptophyta, Magnoliopsida, Poales, Poaceae. The record is from the annotation of a GenBank genome assembly.
AUGACGAAGCACACCGCCUUCGCCGCGGACGACGCGAUCGCCGCCGCCUUCACGUCCGCGCCGGCGGCGGCGCAGCCCGGCCGGCGGUUCAUGUCGUACCCGCCGCCGAUGGCGCGCGGCGGAUGCAGGGUGGCCGCGGCGGCGGCGGCGCGUCAGGCCACGGACCCCGGCGCCGCGGGCGUUGCCGCGGGGUCCUGGCCGGAACUCGUGCCGCGCCACGCGGACUUUGACGACUGGAUGGAGAAGCACCCGUCGGCAUUGGCCGAGUUCGAGUCGGUGCUGGCCGCCGCCAAGGGGAAGCAGAUCGUGAUGUUCCUCGACUACGACGGCACCCUGUCGCCGAUCGUCAAGGACCCCGACAGCGCCGUCAUGUCUGAGGAGAUGCGAGACGCGGUGAGAGGCGUGGCCGAGCACUUCCCGACGGCCAUCGUGAGCGGGAGGUGUAGAGACAAGGUGUUCAACUUCGUGAAGUUGGCCGAGCUGUACUACGCCGGGAGCCACGGCAUGGACAUCAAGGGGCCCACGGCACGGUCCAAGCACACCAAGGCAAAGGCCGAAGCUGUUCUGUGCCAACCAGCGAGCGCGUUCCUGCCGGUCAUUGACGAGGUGUACCGCACGCUGACGGCGAGGACGGCGCCGAUCCCUGGCGCGACGGUGGAGAAUAACAAGUUCUGCCUCUCCGUCCACUUCCGCUGCGUCCAGGAGGAGAAAUGGCGCGCUCUGGAGGAGCAGGUCCGGUCGGUGCUCAAGGAGUACCCGGACCUCCGGCUCACCAAGGGCAGGAAGGUCUUGGAGAUCCGGCCGUCCAUCAAGUGGGACAAGGGCAACGCCCUACAAUUCUUGCUUGAGUCUCUCGGUUUCGCUGACAGUAAAAAUGUCUUCCCGAUAUACAUCGGAGACGAUCGCACCGACGAGGACGCGUUCAAGGUGCUGAGCAGCAUGGGGCAAGGGAUCGGAAUCCUUGUGAGCAAGAUUCCAAAGGAGACCAGCGCAUCCUACUCCUUGCGUGAACCUUCUGAGGUGAAGGAGUUCCUGCGCAAGUUGGUCAGGUCCAAGCAGCGGGACUAG